Messenger RNA from Callorhinus ursinus (northern fur seal), 6229 nucleotides. The record is from RefSeq and is a predicted model, not a curated record. Lineage: Eukaryota; Metazoa; Chordata; Mammalia; Carnivora; Otariidae.
GGUCACGUGGCUCGCGGGCCUGCGCGUCCAACGACGGAGGUCUGGGAACUUGAUGCUAAGUGGAACUACACGAUGAUGCUGAUGGUUGCCCCUUCCUUCUGAAGACAAAUGUGAGAGCUGUCGCAGGGAAAGCUGCGUGUUAUGCAGGAAGCUGCCAAGAUAAGCCUGCUCAUGUGAUGUAAGGAAGGAGCUCCUGGAGCCAGGAACCUGCUCCCGGUGUGAGAGACCCAGCCACGGCCUCCUGGCGGAGCUCCGGGACAAAAGCAGAAGAGACUUGGGGUGGAGCAGAGCUCAGAGGUGCUACUCAUCUUGCAACAGAAAAUGACCAUGUUACAGGACACAUUCUCGUUUGAAGAUUUAUCUGUGGACUUCACCCAAAAGGAAUGGCAGCUCCUGGACCCCAGUCAGAAGGACUUGUACAAGGAUGUCAUGUUGGAGAACUAUAGCAGCCUCGUGUCACUGGGGUACGAAGUUAUGAAACCUGAUGUCAUCUUCAAGUUGGAGCAAGGAGAAGAGCCGUGGAUCGGAGAUGGAGAAGUUCCAAGUUCAGAUCGUCCAGAACAAGUCUUGCAAGUAGAUGGUCACAUGACAUGGCACCAGGAUAACCAAGAGAAGCUUAGAAAUAUGAAACAAGAUCAUGAAUGUGAUACAUUUGGAAAAAAAUUCAAUCUGAGCAUAAACUUUGUUCCUUUAAGGAAAUCAAACAGUGAAGAUGACGUAGAUGGAUUACUUUUAAAACAUCACUUAGAUUUACUCAUUCCAAAAGCAGAUUACGGAAAAGUGGAACCACACGGCUUAAGUGUAUUUGAUAAAUUGUUUCUCCAUACCAAGCCUGAGGAAACUAAUACUUGGUUAAAAUACUAUGACUAUGAUAAAUAUGAUAAAAUUAGCUCUAAGAAGUCACAGAUUAUCAUAUAUCAUAGAACUCGUUUAGGGGAGAAACUCUAUGAAUGUAGUGAAUGUAGGAAACGCUUCAGUAAGAAAUCAAGUCUCAUUAAGCAUCAGAGCAGACAUAUAAGAGAGAUCGCCUAUGGCUGUGGUAAGUGUGGCAAAACCUUUCCCCAGAAGUCACAGUUUAUUACUCAUCACAGAACUCAUACAGGAGAGAAGCCUUAUAAUUGUGGCCAGUGCGGGAAAGCCUUCUCCCAAAAAUCGCAGCUCACAUCCCAUCAGAGAACACACACAGGAGAGAAACCGUAUGAAUGUGGUGAAUGUGGGAAAGCCUUCUCCCGGAAGUCACAUCUCAUCUCACAUUGGAGGACACACACAGGUGAAAAACCCUACGGGUGCAAUGAAUGUGGGAGGGCCUUUAGUGAGAAGUCAAAUCUUAUUAAUCAUCAGAGAAUUCAUACAGGAGAGAAACCUUUUGAAUGCAGAGAAUGUGGGAAAGCUUUCAGUAGGAAGUCACAACUUGUUACACAUCACAGGACUCACACAGGAACAAAACCCUAUGGAUGUAGUGAUUGUAGAAAAGCCUUCUUUGAGAAAUCAGAGCUCAUUAGACAUCAGACAAUUCAUACAGGAGAGAAGCCCUAUGAAUGCAGUGAAUGUCGGAAAGCCUUCAGAGAGCGCUCGAGUCUCAUUAACCACCAGAGAACUCACACAGGAGAGAAGCCUCAUGUGUGCAUUCAGUGCGGGAAAGCCUUCUCCCAGAAGUCACAUCUCAUAUCCCAUCAGAUGACACACACAGGAGAGAAACCCUUCGUAUGCAGUAAAUGUGGGAAAGCCUUCAGCAGGAAAUCUCAGCUUGUUAGACAUCAGAGAACUCACACAGGAGAAAAGCCCUAUGAAUGCAGUGAGUGUGGGAAGGCUUUCAGUGAAAAAUUGAGCCUUACUAAUCAUCAGAGAAUUCAUACAGGAGAAAAACCCUACGUGUGCAGCGAGUGUGGGAAGGCCUUUUGUCAGAAGUCACAUCUCAUAUCCCAUCAGAGGACUCACACGGGAGAGAAACCCUAUGAAUGCACUGAAUGUGGGAAAGCCUUUGGUGAGAAGUCAAGUCUUGCAACUCACCAGAGAACUCAUACAGGAGAAAAACCAUACGGUUGUAGGGAUUGUGAAAAAGCCUUUUCUCAGAAGUCACAGCUGAAUACUCACCAGAGAAUCCACACAGGAGAGAAACCUUACGAAUGCAGUCUUUGUAGGAAAGCUUUCUUUGAGAAAUCGGAGCUAAUUAGACAUCAAAGAACUCACACAGGAGAAAAACCAUACGAAUGCAGCGAGUGUGGGAAAGCCUUCAGGGAGAAGUCAAGCCUCAUCAAUCAUCAGAGAACACACACAGGCGAGAAACCCUUUGAGUGCAGUGUGUGUGGUAAAGCCUUUUCUCGGAAAUCACACCUCAUACCACAUCAGAGGACACACACUGGGGAGAAGCCCUACGGCUGCAGCGAAUGUAGGAAGGCCUUUUCUCAGAAGUCACAGCUUGUUAAUCACCAGAGAAUUCACACGGGAGAGAAGCCCUACCAGUGCCACGAAUGUGGGAAAGCCUUCUCCCAAAAGUCACAGCUCAUUAAUCACCAGAGAACUCAUACAGUGAAGAAGUCCUAGGAAUGGAGUCAAUACUGGUCUUUGAGAUCUCACUGUUUGUACUUCAGAAAACACGGUUAGGGUAAACCUUUCCGAUAAAUAGUUGCAUCACACUGUGUGUCCGUUUGGGUAAUCUUUUAGGGUAUGAACUCUGAGGUUAUGUAGGGAGAGCUUUCAGCAGGUUAACCUGUUCAUGGAAGACCCCUGAGAGUAGAAUGAGCCUGUGGGAUGCAAUGGAUUUCAGAACCUGUCAGACAUAAAGUGGGAAAUGAACAGCAACGAGGAGUACAGUAAACAUCAGAAAGCCUUGCAGAGGUCACACCUCAUUUGCUGGUGGAAAUAUCCCCACUGGGGUAAACCCUAGUCCAGUAAAUGAGGAAAAACCCCAUGAACGCAGCAAGUGAUGUCAUAUUUUCGUCAAGAAGUCACAGCUCGUUGUGCAUUAAGAAAAUACUCUCAGGAAUGAAGUUCAGUGAAAAUGCUAAAUAUGGGACAAUCUUCAGCAGGUAAUCCAACCGUAUUGUAUUUUGGGGGAAUUCAUAUUGUGGGUAAAACUAACAAUUUAAAGACCUUGGAAACGUGCCCCUAGAAAUAAGGCUAUAAAGGGAAGCCAUACAUUUUUUUAUAGACGGGGUUAUCAAAAAUGCCCAGUGCUAAUGGUUGAUAUGUUCACUCUGAAGAAUGAAGUUUUAAAAAUAUGUGAAUAAAUUGAGUCAUUGAAACAUCAAAAUAAGACAUUUCUCAGUGGUAUUUAUGGCUUAUUUUCCUGUGUCACACAGUGUGUCUCAUAUUUUGGAAUCACAUAUGCUAAUGUAAUUGCAAGCCUGAAAUGCACAUACCAUACCUGGUGGUGCCUCUGAUGUCAGGACACACCAUGUGCUGCUGGUUUUUCUGUUUCAAUGAUACAGUAAAAAUGGCAACUAAAACAGCACAUCUUACUGCGAAAUACGCAGCUUAAGUGAUAGCAUCACAUCCUUUUUCCUUACGGCUUGUUGGCAUAUAAAAGGGGUUUGUUGUUCCUGACCUUUCUCUUCAGUUACAAAAGCCAACAUUCUGCAACCUGAGAGAAACAAUUUAAAUAGAACCUGGUUAAUAAGUAUUCAAAGGCAGGAACCACAACCCAGCAAUAGUGACUCGAGUGAACGAAAGAAAGCAGGUAUGUGAACUCGUCACUCAGCACUCAGGCUAAACGGCAGUUGUGCUGUGCAAAGUCUUGUUCCCAUUCGGCUUGGUGCCUUUGUGCUUCAAGUAGGGCAUGUAUGUUACUUCACUCUGAUGAAAUACCACGAUGCUAUGUGCUAUUACAUUUUUGGCAUUUCUUAAGAUAUCUUGUAAAAAAAAAAAACUAGAUGGAGAAGCCAAUUUAAGAGUCACUGUUCAGAAAAUGUAAAAUACAGAUUUUUGUGGUGAGAAAUAUAUUUUUGGUGUAUUCAGGGAAGCCUGUUUUGCCUUCCUGCGAAUUUCUGUGACUACUGGAUAGGUGUUAGGAUUUAGGAUUUUCGUUGUUGCAUCAUUUGAAAUAUUAUAUGUUUCACCUUUUGUCCCCAGUUGCAUCCUCGACGUAGAGACUCCCGCUGUGAACUCUUCAUGAUGAGUAGGGUUUGCUCUGGCAGUGCAUGAACCACCCUUUAGCGUAGGUAGAACUUUGCAGUGAUCUUUACAGUGUUGCUUGACAAAGUCAACAGUAUUCUGUGUAUGAUGGUGAAAUUGAGAAAAGUCCAACCCUGACCUUGUUACCAGACUCGGAAAGAUCAUGACUUCUCUCAUACACAAGUCGCUUUUAUCAGUACGGUGUAUUUCACCUUUGAUUUUAGCAGUAUUUUUUUCCCUUUAGUUACCAAUUUUAACAUUGUUGAAAAAUUGGGACUUAAAGAGUAAUUUUCUAAACCACUGCACCAGGUUAAAAGUAUCUGAGUUCCCAAAUUUGUAUUCAUAUUCAAAUGUAUGGACUUCCUACUCUUCUCCCUAAUACCUGAACUUGAUUUUUAUCAACUUCAUUUCUAAGAGAAUAGUGACGGGGUGAUUCUUUGUAGAUUUUCCCAUUUUUAAAUUUUCAUCUAUCAUGAUUCUCUUCCCUAGUCCCAGAGAUUGAUUCAUUAGUUCUUGGAUUGAGUUUGGAGUCUGUUGUAUAAAAGUGACCUAAGUUUGCUCACUUCAAUUCUAGAUUAUCCCAUUUACUAUUAAGUAGUUAAACCCAGUGCUUUCCUCACUAAAUAAUAGAACUUUGGCACUAGCCCAUUGGUGUAAUACUCAAGAGCAGGUUUUUUCCCUGAGUGCCAGGUAGCAGUCCUCGGGAGGGCUAAAUGCUUGCAGCAGAGGUCUCAUUUAUCAGAAUACCUUAUGUGGAGGCCCAGCUAUGUUGUGUAGAACUCACUAGGGACUCUUUCUGAAGUCACAAGAGGGCUUUGAUUCUGAAAUUAGAUAUUUCUAGUGUUUGUCUUUUAAAUUACCUUGGUGAACCACAAAACACAUGUAACCCCACGUUUCCUCUCACAAAUCCCACAUCAGGAAGAAAACAGGUUUUAAAGUUAAGAGGGAUUUACGUGCAGCUCCCUGGAGCACAAUAGGUUAUGUUGGUUGAAUGUGUAAGGAACCCGGGUGGAAGGAGCAACCUCUCUCCUCUCUCCACCGAGCUUACCCCACUGGCCUGGAGACAGUCCUGCAGAGGAUAAUUCCUAUUGUAUUCCUUCUACUAAGUGUGAAUUUUGGGACCUGUCCCAGGAGUGCCUUCUGUUCAGCCUUUAUUUGUGGGCUUUGGUAAUGAGACAAAGUUAUCUCUGUGUGGAUCCAUGUGUUCUGGAUAUUUUAAUUUCAAGACCGGCCCUUGUAGAGCCUGGGUGAAGGAAACCCAAAGAAUAUCUGAUUUAUUCAGCAAUACCUGUAUCAAAUAGCAGAAUAUGGAUCAGCAGGCAUUUGGAAUCUACACGUGAGGCCUCCCUCAUUGGUUGCUUAUUCCAGCAGAAUAUGCUCAGGUUGUUGAUUUCACCGAACUCCUGAGUCUGCAAAUACUGUACCAACAAGCUGGCCUGGCCCAAGUGUGGAUGAGCUCUCCCCACCAUGACCCUCAUCCAUAUUCCACAGUUAGUAGUUAUUUUAAGAUGCAAUUCUGAUUAUGCACUUCUCUGUUGAAAAACCACGUGGCUAAUUGUGGACUUAAAGUGUACUGUCCUCACCGUAGAUGAGGACUUCUAUACGAAUCCAGCCUAUCCGUCAUUUCUGAAUAUCUUUCUUCCUACACAAUACUUUUUUGGCCUCCUUGAACUACUUGCAGUUCCUUGAGGUUGCUACAGUUUAAUGCUUUUCCCAACUUUCUGUCCCUGAAAUGCGUGCUCCUUGUUAAUGCCUGUCCACACUUUAUGGACAUGCACACGUGUUUGUCACUGAUAAUAUAACCUGUAACAUGUCUUCCAUUAGAAAGCUUUUGGAAAGCUGGGACUACCUUCUUUGUAUAGUUUUAGAACUGAAGCUGUAACAUCGAAGCGUGGGUGCUCUCGGUGGCCCCCCCACCACGUGGGGAAGCAUCGUCUACGGAAAGAACAAGAAUGAAGCCAUGGACAAUCACGCUCCAGGAUCUGGAUCUGCUGCUUCUGGUCUCGAUGUCCUGGUUCACCGCUGCCCUCUGCCCUUUUCAUGCCUGAUUGUCGCAUCUUCUGUGAGAUAUCCCAAACAUCCUUGUAAUAAAUUCUCAUGUUUGCUUUGGCUCAUU